UUUUAGCAGAGUAUGCUUCUCUGUUAGAUUAUUCCAGAUUUCUAGAAGGUCAGAGGAUGUAGCUUGCUGGGAUGUGAACAAUAUAACAUGUAUUGCAGUAGAGGCUAGAAUGAUCUAAGAGGCCUAGGAACAAUAGUAUAGUAUGUCGUGCAUAAGGAAAAAAAACCCCUAGAAAUAAUCCAACAGCUGUAAAAGUUUCUGGUUUGAAUUUGGAGAAUGUUGGUGGUUUGUGUUUAUUGGGGUUUUUGGGGGUUUGUUUGUUUAUUUGUUGAAGUGUACAUUUUGGAACCAUCUUCUACAGGAGCAUGCUAAUGGGAAGAGGAGAGAGAUCAUAUGAUCCAGAAACUGUAGAGAUUAAUAUUCCUUAGGAUUGGCCUAGUAAUUAAUUAACAGAUUGUUUGCAAAUCUCCUCCACUUCGCCUGUUUCCGUAUCGGCUGUUUUGGUUAAAAGAGGUGCCUUAAAUUAACCUUCAGGACACUCAGACUGACGUGCAAGCAGAGCCUGUAAGGAAAAGAUCUCUCUCUGAAAAUGGCGGAAGCUCAUCAGGCAGUAGCUUUUCAGUUUACAGUAACUCCAGAUGGGAUUGACCUGCGUAUGAGCCAUGAGGCACUCAAACAGAUUUACCUGUCUGGUGUCUAUUCAUGGAAGAAGAAGUUCAUCAGAUUCAAGAACGGAAUUAUCACCGGUGUUUACCCUGCUAGCCCAUCUAGUUGGCUCAUUGUAGUUGUGGGUGUGAUGUCAACCAUGUAUGCUAAAAUUGAUCCUUCCUUAGGGAUAAUAGCCAAGAUCAACAGAACACUUGAUACAACUGGCUAUAUGUCAAACCAAACACAGAACAUUGUGAGUGGAGUACUUUUUGGCACAGGGCUUUGGGUUGCCCUUAUCGUCACAAUGCGCUACUCCCUGAAAAUGCUGCUCUCCUACCAUGGUUGGAUUUUCUCUGAGCAUGGCAAGCUUAGUGCUGGCACCAAGUUUUGGAUGACCCUUGUAAAACUUUUCUCAGGGCGUAAACCCAUGUUAUACAGUUUCCAGACAUCUUUACCACGAUUGCCAGUUCCAGCUGUUAAAGACACAGUUAAUAGGUAUCUGGAGUCAGUUCGACCACUUAUGGAUGAUGAAAAGUUCAAAAGAAUGGAGGGUCUUGCCAAAGAUUUUGCUUUUAAUUUGGGACCAAGGCUUCAGUGGUAUUUGAAGCUAAAAUCCUGGUGGGCCACCAAUUAUGUUAGUGAUUGGUGGGAAGAAUACAUCUACCUUAGGGGACGUGGACCAAUCAUGGUUAAUAGCAACUAUUUUGCAAUGGACUUCCUUUCUUUACGUCCCACAACCCUGCAGGCAGCUAGAGCUGGUAAUGUUAUCCAUGCCAUCCUGCUCUAUCGGAAAAAACUGGACAGACAAGAAAUCAAACCAAUUCUUUUGAUGGGAUCCACUGUUCCGCUCUGCUCAGCUCAGUGGGAAAGGAUGUUUAAUACUUCCCGUAUCCCGGGAGAGGAAUCAGAUACCCUCCAGCAUGUGAAAGACAGCAAACACAUUGUUGUGUACCACAAGGGCCGUUACUUCAAAGUGUGGCUGUACCAUGAUGGCAGAUUGUUGAGACCCCGAGAAAUUGAACAGCAAAUACAGAGAAUUCUUGAGGAUGAUUCAGAACCUCAGCCUGGUGAAGAGAAACUUGCAGCUCUUACUGCAGGAGAUAGAGUACCAUGGGCUAAGGCUCGUCAGGCUUAUUUUAGCCGUGGAAAGAACAAGCAGUCCUUAGAUGCUAUUGAGAAAGCAGCAUUUUUUGUGACAUUGGAUGACAUGGAGCAGGGGUACAAGAAGGAGGACCCAGUGAAGUCACUGAAUGCAUAUGCAAAAUCAUUGAUACAUGGCAAAUGUUAUGACAGGUGGUUUGAUAAGACAUUCACUCUUAUAAUAUUCAAAAAUGGCAAAAUGGGUCUGAAUGCAGAGCACUCCUGGGCAGAUGCUCCUAUUGUUGGACACCUGUGGGAGAAUGUGAUGGCAACUGAGUAUCUUGAACUGGGCUAUUCAGUAGAUGGACACUGCAGAGGAGAUCCCAAUCCCAAUAUUCCCAUUCCUACCAAACUGCAAUGGGAAAUUCCAGAAGAAUGCCAAGAAGUGAUUGAGAAGUCUCUGAGCACUGCUGUAGCUCUAGCAGAUGAUGUGGACUUCUGUUCAUUUUGUUUUGAUACUUUUGGGAAAGGACUAAUAAAGAAAGUGAAAACCAGCCCUGAUGCCUUUGUGCAGCUUGCCCUGCAGCUCGCUCACUACCGGGAUAUGGGAAAGUUUUCUCUAACAUAUGAAGCAUCCAUGACACGCCUGUUCCGAGAGGGCAGGACCGAAACGGUUCGCUCGUGCACGGUGGAGUCCUGUCGUUUUGUCCGAGCCAUGGAAGACCCCACUGAAAGUAGGGAAAGUACGCUGAAGUUUUUCCGGCAGGCAGCUGACAAGCACCAGCACUUGUAUCGCCUCGCCAUGACGGGGGCGGGCAUUGACCGCCACCUCUUCUGCCUCUACGUCGUGUCCAAGUACCUCGCUGUAGAUUCUCCUUUCCUCAGGGAAGUUUUGUCAGAACCUUGGAGACUCUCAACGAGUCAGACACCCCAGCAGCACAUUGAUCUGAAGAAGAACCCGGAGAUGUUGUCCUCUGGUGGAGGGUUUGGACCGGUGGCUGAUGAUGGUUAUGGUGUUUCUUACAUGAUCUUGGGUGAAAAUUUAAUCAAUUUCCAUGUCUCCAGCAAAAUAUCUUGUUCUGAGACGGAUUCUCAUCGCUUUGGAAAGAACAUUGAGAAGGCACUGGUUGACAUCAUGGCUUUAUUUAACCUCAGUAAAAACUGUACCAAGUGACCUGCUUGCUUGAUGCCAAGCAAUCUCCUCUUGGUGGGAUGAGGACUCUGCUGCUCAGUGAACAAGGUUUGUUGAAGAGUAGCUGGAGAAGAAGCUGAGUCAGCACCUUCUUGAUCACCUAUUAAAACCUUAGGCAGUAUAUUAAAUGUGUCUUUUUUGUUGUGGUUUGUUUUGGGUUUUUUUUUUUGUUAGUAGUAUGAAAGAGCUUAUUUCAACAAAGGAUUACUUCUAAAAUCUUCUGUGUUUCUAGGGAGGAAGCAUAGUAUCAAUGCAUGAAGGCAUGUAUAUUCUAACUUCUGCAGUUUUCUCUUAAUUUGUGUACACUUUCUCUUUUUUUUUUAACUUUAAAUUAGUUUACUUGUUUCCAGAAUCAAAGGGAUAAAACACACCGACUUAUAUACUAGAAAAAGUUAGAUUUGCUACAUAUUAAUAGCAGAAUGUUCUUCAAUGUAUCUGCUGCUUUAUGUAAAUGAGUGACAAAACUUGAGGCCAUUUGCCUUCCUUGGUUUCUUUUUAGAGGUAUUUUCUGUAAACCAUACCAAAAAUCACUGCUAUAACCCACCUAAACACACUAAGUUGAAGAAAUGUUAUGGUUUUUGAAAAGCAAAAAAAAAAAUGAGACCCAGCCAUUGGAUAGUACAAUGUGUCCCCUCAUUAGCAGGUAUCACAUUUUUCUUACUGCUUGCAAGCCUGUUUGUGACGUUGAUUUUAUUUCUGUAUAAUAAAUGGACCUGUGUACUUGUUCAUGCAAGUGCCUUAGAAAAACAAAGAUCCUUAGCCCAGGAAAAAGGCAUAUGCUGGGAAGUUGUUUCAGUGGUGAAAGAGGGAAGGUUGUAGUAAUGCAGAUCUGGUUUUCAAAUUACAAAUUAGGAUGAAGUGGCAUAAGCAGAUGUGAAUAUGUUGCCAAAUGGUGCAGUCAGGUUUAAAAUUCUAGUGAAAUGCUCCUAUCUUAAAUAGCAAAGGUGGAUGCUUAGGAAGGGCAGGACUAACUUUGUUGGGGAUUAACAGAUAUUCAUGUGUUUGUUUUGGUGAGUGGAAUUGGUGGUCACUCGGGUUUCUGGGCCCUGGGAAAUGUUAAUUGAGUUGAAUGCAACCUGUUGGAAAUCCUGCAAAGCAGGGCUGCCCGUGGGGCUGAUGGAUUGCAGUUUGCCUGGGAGGACACUGCUGCCUUGGCAGCCACCUGCAUGAGAAGGGCAAACUGCUGAAGCCAUGGGAAAUAGCUCCAGAGUGGGAAAGUCAUGGCCUUCUCAACCCCUCCUGGGAGAUGCUCUCGGUCAAGCAGUUCCUGAAGGAUACAGGUAGGGAGGGGAAGCUUUUUCACUCAAAAAGGAGCAUGGUGUUUCCAAGUGCAGAAAUAAAACAGCUGCUACCAAAUGGAGUAACUUUUGCAUGAUGCUUCUCUUCCCUGGGCUUUAUAGGUGUGGUACCUUUUUUACAUCCUACAGUGCAGUAAAGUGUACUUGUUAGCACAAUCAUUUUUUUAUUAUUAUUAUUAUUUUGUAUAAGGUACAUGAUGGUUACUGAUACAGUGAAUGAUGCUCCUGAGCUCUGCUGAGUUUAAAAGACCCUUGGGGUGGAUAUAAAACUUCUCAUUAGACUUUGAAUGUUUUCUGGCCAGUAUCUCUAACUUUCUAUGCCUCUUCAUGCUUAAUUUUACUCUGAUCUAGCUGUUAAAACACCUGUGUAUGUAUGCUUGGGGUGGGAACCCUCAAAAAUCCAAGAUGCAUACUUUAGCAACUGCAUGCUUACAUAAAUGUGGGAAUCCUGACAGGAACUGAUCAAAGACACUCAUUAUUUGAUUAGGUACAGUAUGUGGGAAAGGACACUUGGAAAUAAGCCUUACUGCAUCUGGCAGGCCUGGCACUUACCAAGCUACUGCAACAAUUUUAUAGUGAUCUAUUUUUGGAGCUGCAGAAAUAAUGCACUGGGGGUUUUGGGGGUUGUUUUGGUGUUGGUUUUUUUUUUUUAAUUGACCACUGACCAGUCUGUGUUUAAAUUAACAUAUUAGCUUUUAGGAUUUUCUUAAAAAAAAAGGUUUAGAUUUGACUCUCAGGUCUUAAGUGUUUCUAGUCUAAUUGUAGUUAGUGCAGUUUUGCAUUCUUGGAGAGUAAGUAUGAUUGGCACAGAAAGCUGUUUUUUAUUGUAAAUGUUUCAAAUGUUUUGUGGUGUUAAAUGUAUCUUUUUAAAUUUUGGAAUAGAUAUAGUUCCUGAACAGAUAAUAUUUUAUUUCUUUUUCUUUAAAAUGUCAGCAGCAUGUAAAUAAAAUUUGCUUUUUGGAUGUAAAUCUUAGAAAUCCACAGUGAAUGUAGGUUAUUAAUAAAUAAUUUAAAUCUUGUUGUUGAAUAUUGUGUACAUACAGUAAAACUGCUUGGGGUUUUUUUUGCUCAAAGCCAUAGGAAUGUAACUGAAAUUACCUAGAUUUGAAUGAACCUUCUACUACAGUGUAUUUUAUUGUAAAGUUAAAUGUUCAUAUUCCAGUAAAACUGCUAAUUUGUUACUAAAGCCUUGAAUCAUUGAUUCUCAAUUAAUUCUUUAGGAGAUCAAACUUAGGGUUGAGGAGGUGGCUAAAAGCCAGGUUGGAUGAUAAUAAUUUUUUCUGUUUAUGAAAUGUCAGUGUGGAAUUGGUGGAAUAUACCUUGAGUAUUUUUCAAGUUUAUUAUAUCAGCUAUUUCAUGGCAGAAGUUUGGAAAGCAUGGAGUCCAUUUACAGGGUACCAUUGUUUGGGAUUAAUACUGUUCCCAGCUGAAUAUUCUUUUAAGGCUUGAGGCUUUUGAGAGACUAGGGAAGUGCGUGCCUGACCUUGAAAAUCAUGGUUCUAGUUCAGCCUUUGUACCAAUUGUUUUCUCAUGUGAAAUGUAUUAAUUUAAAGUAGCAGGUUUUUUUUUAUCUUGUUUAGUUACUUUACAUUUGUUGUUGGUUAUUUACGUCCAACACUUUGUCUCUAUUUUCUACUUUCUUCUGUGACUUCAAAACAUGAAAUAAAAUUUCACAACUACCACUA
Molecule: messenger RNA, 5843 nt
Organism: Camarhynchus parvulus
Lineage: Eukaryota; Metazoa; Chordata; Aves; Passeriformes; Thraupidae
Product: carnitine O-palmitoyltransferase 1, liver isoform-like
Exons: 20
Coding region: 530-2842 (770 amino acids)
Biological process (GO): fatty acid metabolic process; carnitine metabolic process
Cellular component (GO): mitochondrion
Molecular function (GO): carnitine O-palmitoyltransferase activity
Source: RefSeq, a predicted model, not a curated record